AUGGCGGGCAGGCGCAAUCUUCUCUCUCUGGCCUACCGAGCCAGCAAUCACUCAACUCGAACGCCAACCGGGACCUCAUUUCUCGACUCGGUCCUCCCUGCAUCCAGGAGAUCAAAGAGCACAUCCACUUCCGCUCUGGCAUAUAAGGCUCUCCACAGACGGUCACCCCUUCCUCUUCCCGUAUCAGACACCUCUCCACAGUAUGGCGCCGCAGCUGCCGUGUCGUCUAUCCUGUACGAAACGCCGGUGGCUUCCACGGCGCCGCCCAAGAAGCACGUCUUGAACUGCCUGGUACAGAAUGAGCCUGGUGUCUUGUCCCGCGUGUCCGGAAUUCUGGCAGCGAGAGGUUUCAAUAUCGACUCUUUGGUCGUCUGCAACACUGAGGUCGAGGACCUUAGUCGAAUGACCAUCGUGUUGAAAGGCCAGGAUGGCGUUGUUGAACAGGCCAGAAGACAACUGGAGGACUUGGUACCAGUAUGGGCUGUGUUGGAUUACACAUCGGCUGCUUUGGUUCAGCGCGAACUGCUCCUCGCUAAAAUCUCGAUUCUGGGCCCUGAGGUCUAUGAAGAGCUGAUGGAGCACCAUCGCGAGAUGACCAGCCCCGAAUCGGAACGUACUGCAGAAGAUCUGGAGGACGCCGAGGAGAACGCGGACAAAAGGCUGCAGGAGCUAGAAGAGAACAAGCCCGAAGAAUCCAGCCUCGUACAACGAGCCAAGGAAAUGCUCGGCCAGGGUGACAGCUAUCACCCUAGCCGACUUGCAGCCAGUCAAGCCCUCAGACAUAAACAUGAACAUCUUGAGGCCAUUACACAUCUCACCCAUCAGUUCGGCGGCAAAGUUCUGGAUAUCAGCACGAACAACUGCAUCGUCGAAGUCUCCGCGAAGCCUAGCCGUAUCGACUCAUUUAUGAAGCUAAUCGCCCCAUUCGGCAUUCUGGAGUCAACGAGAACGGGGUUGAUGGCACUUCCCCGGUCACCCCUCUAUGAUCCGAAUGAAGAGCUUGUGCGUGACGCUGACGACGUGGUGGAUGCGAGCACCCUUCCCCCCGGUUAA
Cladophialophora yegresii CBS 114405 is the source of this 1053-nucleotide messenger RNA. Its product is annotated as acetolactate synthase I/III small subunit. Gene Ontology annotation, molecular function: acetolactate synthase regulator activity. Gene Ontology annotation, biological process: branched-chain amino acid biosynthetic process. Gene Ontology annotation, cellular component: mitochondrial nucleoid; acetolactate synthase complex. The coding region runs from base 1 to 1053 and encodes 350 amino acids. The transcript is spliced from 2 exons. The record is from RefSeq and is a predicted model, not a curated record. NCBI's taxonomy places the organism in Eukaryota, Fungi, Ascomycota, Eurotiomycetes, Chaetothyriales, Herpotrichiellaceae.